AUGGAAACUACAUUACACAAGUUUACACUUCACCCGUUCGCCAUGUACAUUGUCGACAUGCUCGGCCUCUCUCCCGCCUCAUAUUCUCGUGGCUCCCCGCGACGGAUGGACAUACUCUAUAGCCUACUCUCUCUCUGGAAUCGUGAACCUUCGAAACCUACCCCCCCUCGCCUCGACCUCAUGAGUCUCCCGCCGGAAAUCAUUCUCUGUGUCGGCGACCAUCUGAACGAGAAGGACCUAACUUCGCUCAUCGGCACAGCCAGGACGUUCGCAGAGCUCCUCUCACCCAAGCUCUACGAUUUCAUUGUCGGCUGCGGCACCCCCGAGUCGACCUUCAAAGAAGAUAUUCUGGUACACGCAGGCCGCUGGAAUUCCCAUUAUGCUCUCAACUACUUUCGUACAAAACGGGCCGACGUGCUGUUACGCAUGGACCCGGAAGGUGGCCUGCUGCUGAAUCGAGUCGCGCGUGCCGGGAAUGCCAAACUGGUGUCAAUUCUCCUAGAAAGAGGAGCUGACGUCAACGGCCAUUCGAAUCGAGACCUCCACGCCCUAACGUUGGCGGCGAAAUACGGCCAUGAGGAUAUCGUUCGCAUCCUCCUAGACGCGGGAGCAGAAGUCGAUGUGUUUCACCCGUGCAAGAAGACCUUGCUGCACGCCAUCUAUCGAUAUGGCCACCGCAACUCCCCUGUGGUCUCCCAGCUACUGAUCGACCGGCUCCAGGAACGUGGCCAAAUAUCACAGCGAGACUCCCAGAAUGCCACACCUCUACACUAUGCUGUGCGAUACAACAGGGCAUACGCGGUCCCCCAGCUGAUCAAAGCCGGCGCUGACUUGAAGAUCCUCAAUAAUGACGGGUUGUCUGUUUUGGAUAUCGCCCUCCGACACGGAAAAAUGAAGAUUGUCCGUCAGCUACUCGAAACAUUCCCUGGACCAUGGCCGUCUUAUUACGUUCAAAAGGCCAUAUGGGAAGCGGCUGAUAGGCUAGACUUGGACGCACUCGAACGCAUUGCACCCUUGAUAAAGGCCGGAAACGUUCUUGUGGAUAUUUCUCUCUCACAGAGAAGUCGAGCUGGCUUAACCGCCCUCCAUGUCGCAGCUCGAGGACCCCAAGAUUGGCUGCGAUCGUCUGACCACGCUUUCUCUCGUGAAAGUUCGGAGGUGGUUUUGAAAUGGGAGAAAAUGAUCGACUUACUCCUAAACAUGGGCGCCAAUAUUUCUACUCAAGACUGCAUCGGACGUACACCUUUCUUUUUCGCCGUCGAACACGGAAAUCCAGAACGAAUCCCCUUCCUGCUCCAGAGACUUGGAGAAACGAUAUCGAUCCGCGAUAAUCUAGGUCGCACGGCCUUGCACGCUGCGGUACAUAACGACAAGAGCGAACUCACUGUUCGCCACCUCCUUCGCGCUGGACUCGACAUCAACGCUCAGGACUCUCAAGGACAGACGGCACUCCACUACGCAUCAACAUGCCCCGUGACCGUACCGACAGUGGAGUACUUGGUCAACGCCGGUGCCGACGCGUCAAUCUGCGAUAAGCAUGGUUACCCAGCGAGUCACUUCGCAGCCAACCAGCGACGGAAUCGAGCGCUUAAAGUCUUCAUCGACGCGGGCGUCCCGCUACACUCAGACUGCGACGUGUGCUACCGGAACUCACAAGAGUGGCGCACUGAGAACGGGGAAUGGAUGAAAUUCUCGGAACCUCUAGACCUGAGUGGCCUGUUUGAUCACGAAUAA
Uncinocarpus reesii 1704 is the source of this 1734-nucleotide messenger RNA. RefSeq lists its product as uncharacterized. The transcript has a single exon. Gene Ontology annotation, molecular function: protein binding. Bases 1 to 1734 code for a protein of 577 amino acids. The record is from RefSeq and is a predicted model, not a curated record. Lineage: Eukaryota; Fungi; Ascomycota; Eurotiomycetes; Onygenales; Onygenaceae.